CUUUAACCUCUUUGAUAAUUAUGCUCAUUAUACUUGAAUAACCUUAACGUGUUAGUCUCUGAAUUUGUUUAAUUAAAUACAAACGAAAUGGCAAAGUUAUUAUUAUUGUUAAUCUUUGGAUUAAUCCCGUGUACUCUCACCAAAUGUAUUUUGAAGGAAGCGCGUUCAGAAUUUAGUCGAUCCAUUAAUCAGUUCUCAACUGAAAUAUUAACCAAAAUAGCUGCAGAACAAGAAAAUCACUUCGUUGUUUCCAUUCCAUCAAUAUGGAUAUUAUUAGCGUCAAUAUCACUGGGUGCUACAGGUGCGACAUUGGAAGAACUUAAUCAGGUUUUAAGGUGGAAAAAUAAAAAGUGUUUUAAUAAGAGAAGUCUAAAAAUAUCAACCACCGACGCAUCUGGCAAUAGCACCGGCGUCGUCAUAGAGAGAGCCUCGAACAUAUACGUAGACAGUAAGUUGACAAUUCAUAAAAAUUUUGAAAACAAAAUUCUAAAAUCAGGUCUGAGUAAAUUUGAAAAUAUAUCAUUCGAAAAUGUCGAUUCAGCCGCGCAAACUAUAAACGAUUUUGUGAGAAGAGCAACACAUGAAAAUAUAGAGCAAAUUGUGUCUCCAGGAGAUCUUGCCAAUGUUCUCAUGAUAAUGGUUGACGUCGUUUACUUCAAGGGUGCUUGGCAAAAUAAAUUUCCAAAGGAAAAUACACAAAUUAAUCCAUUUUAUAAUGAAAAUGGAGAAAAAAUUGGUGAAGUAAAUCUCAUGAGCUUGACCAGUACAUUAAAAAUGUUAUAUGUAAAAACUUUAAACGCUCAUGUCCUUGAACUGCCGUAUGGGAAUAAUAAUCAGUACUCCAUGUUACUCUUCCGGCCAUUCUACGGCGGAUCUCUACAAUAUGUUAUAGAAAACUUUAAGAAUACAAGUUUAUUUACAAUAGUUGAAAUGUUAAAAAGUACUACCGAGGAUGAGGUUAUAGUUCAGAUACCGAGAUUUGAGAUGGCGUCAGAUCUUCGUACCUUGAAAGCAUUGUUGAUUAGCAUGGGUUUGAAAUCGCCAUUUCACAGUUCAAAAGCUAAUUUCAAGUCAAUAACGCAUCAAGAUUUAUACGUAUCGGACAUAAUUCAGAAGGCCAAUAUAAAGGUAACUGAGGAAGGAACUGUUGCAAGUGCUGCGACUGAAAUGGAAAUCAGUUUCAGAUCAUCUCCAGGCGAGUUUAUUGCCAAUAAACCGUUUUUAUUUAUGAUAUUUGAUAAGAAGUUCAAGGUGCCAAUAUUUACCGGUGCCUAUUCGAAGCCAAGUCCAUUUGAGAUAAACUUGGGUCAUGUGUUUGAAGUAUCUGGAAACGAGGACGUGUUAAAUUCAAGGAAACCUCUAGAAAACAAUUUACAGAUUACAAUUGGCCCUUACUCAAUAAGUCAUAAGUGCACUGUGGAGAAAGCAGGGCCGUCUUUCAAGAGAGCAGUUUACGAAUUCUCUACCAAUUUAUUAACUAGAGUCGCUGUAGAAAAAGAAAACCACUUCGUGGCAUCCACGUUUUCGGCGUGGACAUUAUUGAUGUCGGUAUCGUUAGGCGCAACUGAUUCAACCCUAGCGGAAUUAAAGCAGGUUUUAAAUUUGGAAAAUAAUAAAUGCUUCAACAAUAAAUACCUAGAAAUUGCAAAUAGCAUAAAUUCAGACAAUAAUACAGACGUCGUCUUGGAGAAAACUUCGAAAGUGUAUGUAGACAGUAAUUUACCAAUUCAGAAGCCGUUUAGGAGGAAAAUUUCACAAGCUGGAAGUACAUUUGAAACUUUAUCAUUCGAUGAUCCCGAUAGAGCGGCGCAGACUAUAAACGAUUAUGUCAGUCUUGUGACACACGAAUCCAUAGACGACAUAGUGUCCCCGGGAGACGUUAAUGAUGUUCUGAUGGUCAUGCUCGAUGCUAUAUACUUUAAGGGACCUUGGAAAUCCCCAUUUACUAAAGAAGAAACUGAACCGAGUCCGUUUUACAAUGAACGAGGAGUUGAAAUAGGUUCCGUAAACCUUAUGUUCUUGUCCAGUGCGCUUAAAAUGAGAAGAAUAGAGAAGAUCAAAGCUAGUGUCCUUGAACUGGAGUACGGUAACGAUGGUAGAUAUUCGAUGUAUCUCUUCCUGCCUUUCGAGAGCACAUCUCUAUAUUCAGUUAUAGAAAAUCUAAAGGUUAUAAGUAUAUCCACGAUAAACAAGUUAUUCAAAGAACUGAAACAGGAAACGGUGAUGGCACAAAUACCUAGAUUUAAGAUAACGUCGGAUCUAAGUAACUUGAAAGAACUUUUGAUUGAUAUGGGCGUGAAAUCAAUGUUUGACUAUUCUGCUCGUUUCUCGUUAAUAUCGCACUAUCCUUUAUAUGUCUCGACGUUCACACAGAAGGCUGACAUAGAAGUGACGGAAGAAGGAACGGUAGCAAGUUCUGCGACUGAAGCUGGAUACAGCUUCCGAACACUACCUGAUGAGUUUGUCGCGAACAGACCUUUCAUGUUUAUGAUAGUAGACAAGAAAUAUGAUAUACCAUUAUUUACUGGUGCAUAUUCGAAGCCAAGCCUAUUUUAGGCUUUAAUAAAUAUUUUUUUCUAUUUGUU
Melitaea cinxia (Glanville fritillary) is the source of this 2585-nucleotide messenger RNA. RefSeq lists its product as uncharacterized. NCBI's taxonomy places the organism in Eukaryota, Metazoa, Arthropoda, Insecta, Lepidoptera, Nymphalidae. Bases 88 to 2556 code for a protein of 822 amino acids. Gene Ontology annotation, molecular function: serine-type endopeptidase inhibitor activity. The record is from RefSeq and is a predicted model, not a curated record. The transcript has 3 exons.